ACUCCCCUUCUUUCUUACCCGAAGAGAGAGAAAUAAAGAAGAGAGAGAAUCUCCGUCCCUUCCUCUCUUUCUCUCUCUCUCCUGCACGUUAUAAGCGUUCUCCUCUUUAUCGCCCAUCCCCUUUCAGACUUUUUAGCCCCAAUGAGUUUGCUUCGCUUCGUUGGUUCAUAGAUUCGCUAAAGCAAAAGCCCUCACCACACCAAUCAACCAAUCAAAAUGGAGCUGGUGGGGAAAGUCGUUAGGAAAGAGAUCCAAGGGGUCGGGCUUUGCUCAGGGACGGUUCGAUCUCGCGACGAUUCGUCUGGACUCUUCGAGAUCGUUUACGAGAAUGGCGUCACGGAGAUCUCGGAACCAGCUGAGGUCGCUGCUCUCCUGACGACGACGGGAGAAGAAGGUGAAUCCCAGCAGCCUCGAGGGGAGGGUGUUGUCGAUUUGAAUUGUGGUUUUGUGGAAACCCUAGGAGGAGGUGUGGAUUUGAAUACGACUGUGGUGCUGGGAUCGGAAAACGGGUUUGAUGUCACUACUGGGUUGGAUUUGAAUUUGAAUGAGGGUUUAGGGUUGGUUGAUGUGAGUAUCGAUUACGAGGAGGAGUGUAGUGAUAAGAGGAGGGGGUUUAUUGAUCUGAACAUGGAUGCGAGCUGUGAUUUGGACAAUGCGCACAAGAGGGAGGGAGGAUUUGAUUUGAACCUGGAGGUUAACGUUGAGAACAUGCAGAAGGAUGAUCUUGAGAGUGGAGAAUGUAAAGAAGUUCAUGUUGCUGAAGUGUCCAGCGUUCAGCUUCUGGAGGAGAUAGGGAAACAGAACGGUGUUUCUCUGCAGGAGAUCAACACUCCUGAUUCUAAUGUAGCUGAGCGGGAGCAUGAUAAGUCUCUCUCUGAUAGGGAAAUGUCGGAUGGAUAUACAAGGGGUAAGAGGAAAAGAAGAAAAGGCUCGGAGAAGCCGGAGUUCACGAGUCAGCCUCGGUUGAGAAGAAGCGCUCGCAGAAUGUCAGCUCGAUUCACUGUUGCAGCUUCUUUAGCUGAUCAAGUGUCCCCUUCUCCGUCGGUUAGUAGUCUGACAGACGAGAAAACUUGGAUCGUUGAUGAAAAGCCUGAGGAUAUUUCUGUGCUUCCGCCAAAGCCACAGUUACCUCCAUCCUCGCAUGUUUUGAAUUUAGAUGGUCUUCCCGUACUUAAGGUUUUCACUGCUUACUCUUGCCUGAGGUCCUUCAGUACGUUGCUGUUUUUGAGUCCCUUUGAGUUGAAGGAUUUUGUGGAAGCGCUGAGGUGCAUGUCUCCUAGUAUGUUACUUGAUAGCAUCCAUGUUUCGGUCUUGCAACUAUUAAAAAAACGUUUGAAACAACUCGGUGAUGAAGGUGACCGGUCUGCGUCUGCUUGCCUGAGGAGUCUUGAUUGGGAUACGUUGGAUGUGGUUAAUUAUCCCCUUUUUGUGGUCGAAUACCUGCUAUUUUAUGGGUCUAAGGACGACCCCGGAGUGGAUCUAGCUCGAUUUAAAUAUUUGAGAAACGAGUAUUUCAGACAGCCCAUGAAUCUGAAAAUUGAUAUACUUAGCCGUUUGUGUGAUGAUAUGACAGAUGCUGAAAUUGUAAAAUCAGAGCUUGAUAAAAGAUCUUUUGCAGCUGAGUCUGAAAUCGAAACUGACAGGAAGACAAAUACAGAAGUGAGACGCAGAAAGCGAACUAUGAUGGAGCUGGCAGAUGAUCUGUCUUUGAAUGAUGAAGUUAUUGAUCUCUCGUUUGACCGGAACAGUGACUACUGUUGUCUUUGUAAAAUUGAUGGGAACUUACUUUGCUGUGAUGGUUGUCCGGCUGCCUAUCAUUCUAAGUGUGUCGGUGUUGCCAGUGACCUUUUGCCUGAGGGUGACUGGUACUGUCCUGAAUGUGCAUUUGAUCGGCUUGUACCAGGAUUAAAGCCUGAAAAGCAAAUUCGAGGAGCAGAGUUCUUAGAGAUUGAUCCCCAUGGCCGAAGAUACUACAGCAGUUGUGGCUACUUACUGGUGAUAGAUACGGACGACUCAGGCUCAGUGAACUACUACCAUAUGAAUGAUGUGAUCCUUGUAUUGGAGCAGCUCAAGUCAUGCGGUCGUUUCUAUCUUGACGUAAUAAAUGCAAUUAAAAAGCACUGCAAUAUCCCUGCUGGGCUGAAAAGGACAAUCAGCGGUGUGAAUUCACAAAUAUCCGCUUGCUUGGAUAAAUCAGCCAAAGGAAUGGUUUCUUCUAUUGAUGGGUUCAAGGCUUCUUUACCAGCUCCAGAAAAACAGCCAACAUCUGGAGUUAGAAAAAGGCUAGACGAAGCAUCUAGCAAUGGAGGUCCACAUAAUCAUUUUCGUAGGACUCGUCGGAAGAUAUCAGAUUCAGCUACUGGACUAGAUAUCCAUAAUUUGAGUUCCGAAGGCUCUGCUGAAACUGUACAAAAUGGUUUGGAUGUCAUGAAGGAGCCAAAUCUGAAUAUCCAUGCAUCUUCCCAUGAUUUGGCUAGAAUGAACACAAGGAAAGGAAUUAGACAGAAUGUGCAGAGCGAAACAGGCUACCGGAACCAGUACAUAUUUGCUCAAAUGACUACAGCAAUUUCUGAAGAGCUGGCGCGUAAGUCAUUUAGCCGUACCAGUGAUAUGCGAUCUGAUGAAGAGAUAACUUCUACCCAGGUGAAGACUAUAUUGAUGAAAACCACUAAAUUUCAAUGGCGAAACAUCCAAGGCCUCUACCUAGAUGCGUGGAAAGAAAAAUGUGGAUGGUGUCAUUCUUGCAAAUCUGAGGAUGCCGGGAGUGAGACAGAUUGUUUGUUUAACAUGAGUCUCGGGGCUUUACGGAGUCCUUCGGAAACUGAAGUUGCUAACAGUCAACCCAUUGAUGAGAAAAGUCAUCUUAUGGCUAUCAUUUGCCAGAUGUUAUCCAUGGAAAGUCGAUUGCAAGGUCUUUUGGUUGGUCCAUGGUUGAAUCCACAGCACUCGAGAAUUUGGCGUGAACAUAUUCUGAACGCAUCAAGUAUAUCAAGCUUGAGACAUUUAUUAGUUGAAUUAGAGGCAAAUUUGCAUCAUCGUGUCGUUUCACUUCAGUGGCUAAACCAUGUCGAUUCUUCCGUAGAAAUGGGCUCCUCUAGACAUAUUAUCAUAUCAAAGACUGCUAAAAGGCGCGGGACAUUGCUGGAGUCGGGUGUUAACCCUACUGCAAAGAAAAAUGGUGCACUGAGCAUGUGUUGGUGGAGAGGCGGCCGAAUUUCACGGCAACUAUUCAACUGGAAGGUUUUACCUCGCUCUUUGGUCUCGAAGGCUGCUAAACAAGGUGGAAGUAUGAACAUUCCAGGGAUACUGUAUCCUGAGAAUUCAGACCCCGCUAAGAGGAGCCGACGUGUUGCCUGGGAAGCAGCUGUUGAGUCAUCUACGACUUCAGAGCAGCUCGGAUUUCAGGUAAGGACACUCCACUCUUACAUAAACUGGGAUGAUAUUGAAAACAGCCAUCUUCUUCCUCCGUCGGACAAAGAGUCCAAAAAAUCUGCCAGGCUGUUCAAAAAAGCAAUAGUCCGUAGGAAGUGCAUAGAGGAAGAAACUGUGAAAUAUCUCCUUGACUUUGGUAAAAGGAGACAUAUUCCGGAUGUUGUGUUGAAGAAUGGUCGCAUGAUUGAAGAAUCCUCGAGUGAAAGAAAAAAGUUCUGGCUGAAUGAAUCAUAUGUGCCUUUACAUCUUCUGAAAGGAUUUGAAGAGAAAAAAGCUGUACGUAAAACUAGUAAGCCAGGAGGCUCCUUCAGACACUCUGAGAUAGACAAAGUACGGAAAAUAUCCUCAGAGAAAAAAGGAUUCUCAUACCUAUUUGAGAGGGCAGAAAGACCUGAGGUCUCUUUGUGUGAGCAAUGUAAGAAAGAUGUGCCGUUAAGUGAUGCUGCCUGCUGCCACAUCUGCAAAGGACUAUUUCACAAAAAGCAUAUCAGGAAAGCGGAUAAAGAAGGCAAGUACAUCUGUCUUGCAUGCAGAAGUGAAGUGCUAGCAAAAGAACAACCCAUCGCACGUAGAAGAGGGCGGCCCCCAGGGAGUUUCCGUAAAAAAGUUGGAGUUCAGACACAAAAGCAUAAAAAGGUCAUACCUGCUCGCAAAUCAGUUCGGCUAAAGAAGACUAAAACGUCACUGGCAGAGAGAAUUUCUGUUAGGUCAAAGAAUCGUAAAAAGGUUGUUGCAAACAAACCAGUGCGACGUUCGGGCAGGAAACCGAAGCAUGUUGUUCGGCUGCAGGAUGAAAGUCAAGUUUCUGGAGGGGGUAAGAAACGCAAACUGGAAACCAAAAGAGGCAGAGGCAGGCCUAAGAAAGUAAAACAAGAGAUUUCCGUAAGAAACAUGAGAACAGAAAGGAUCUUUAGCUAUUGGUUGAAUGGACUCCGCUUAUCAAGAAAGCCUGAUGAUGAACGGAUCAGUAAGUUCUCGAGAGAUGGAUGUUCUAAACCUUUGGAGAACUCGGAUUCUGACCAAGUUCAACGUCAGUGUCAUUUAUGCGGCUCGAUGGACUCUGAAACCGGAUCAACUUUCAUCGCUUGCGAAAUCUGUGAAAAAUGGUACCAUGGAGAUGCAUGUGGGAUUGACGAGAAGAACUCAAGUAUGGUGAUUGGAUUCCGGUGCCAUCUCUGUCGAGAAAAGCCUUCUCCCACCUGUCCACAUAUGAGAUCUACUACAUCCCCUGUCCCAUCCUAAGCUGUGAAUAUUGAUCAAGUUAGAAAAUCAGAGUAGAGAAGGAGGAAAUGUUUGGUGGGUAGUAUGAAGUUAUGCUUGGCUUGUUACUUGGAUGAGUAGGUACUUGAGUGAAGUGGUCGACUUAGAAUUAGAUUGAACAAAGAAAAAAGGGAUUCAAGAACCAGAGUUAAUUUUAACAUUAAUUUCGAUUUUUCAGAAUGGAGGGAGUUAGUAACAUGUGACUGUAUGUAAAGAAUAUGUUGAACACAUUUUCUACCAAAAACGAUUGGUAUUGGUGUUUAUUAGCUUUACCAAAUGUAAUAUGUACCCUUCUGUCUUCA
Molecule: messenger RNA, 4994 nt
Organism: Raphanus sativus (radish)
Lineage: Eukaryota; Viridiplantae; Streptophyta; Magnoliopsida; Brassicales; Brassicaceae
Product: DDT domain-containing protein PTM-like
Exons: 9
Coding region: 217-4674 (1485 amino acids)
Molecular function (GO): DNA binding
Source: RefSeq, a predicted model, not a curated record